AUGGAAUCUCUGCCACGAUUUGAGUUCCGCAGAAGAUUCGCACAACUAUUUGAAAUCGAUCCUAGCUUGACAAACAAUGAAGCAUACACAAUCCUGGAAGCGAACUCUUUUGACGUGCCCAAGACCUGUCUCGAAAUAGCUAAAAAGACGCAAGAAUCGAUUCAAGAGAGAGAGUUUUGGAUCCCGAAGAGGGUCUUGGAACAAUUGGAAGUCAGUGAAAGACCGGAGAAGAAGGUCAAAUCAAGCCAGACACCAGAACAGAGUCGGCCGAACAUUAUUAGCAAUGACGAACUGCCAGAUGAUGAGGUUGAAGAUUCGAGGAUCCCACAAGUGAAGCCAAGAGAGAUCAUUGAGAUUGAUGAUAGUGACGAUGAAACGAAGCAAGAAAUCGUUCUUGACCAUGAGCGAGAUAUUGUUCAAAAUAACACAGAGGCUUGUGCCAGAGAAGUGGAUCAUGCUGUCACUGGCGCGAAAAGAGAAUUCUCGGAUAUCGAGAUAUCUGAUGAAUCGGAUGUCGAUGAGGGAAGCUCUGAGGAUGAAUCUGACUCAGAGAUUGACUAUAGUAGCCAGCAAUCAAGGUCUGGCUUCGAUUCUCACAUGAGGUCUCUGGAAAAACUUAAGUCAGCCGAAUCAAUCAAGUCAACCAAGCCAAUUAAGUCGAAAACGCCUGCAACGUCAUUCGUUUCAAAAGUAGCUGGCAACCUCUUCAACAGAGAACUCAUGACUAUCCAAUUAAACAAGGAUCAAACGUUAGCGAGAUCGGGCUCCAAGAAAUAUCAUGAAGAAAUUUUAUCAGCUCACAGUGCCGCGGAGCAAUUUCUUCGUGAAAGCAGGGAGAACUUGAUCGAGUGUCAAGCUAAGUGUCGAGCUGGAGACGGCAUUUUGGUUCAGGAUGCUGAAAUUGAGUCCAAAGUUCAUUGUGCACUCAUUGUAUACUUAUACAAAGAAAAUGAGGAACCAAUGGCCCACAUACGAUAUUUUGAAAGGGGCUGUGAUACCAUAAUUGGAGAAAUGGCCAGUCCAAGGGUGCUUUUCGUGUCUUCCAGAUGUGCGAAUAUCUCGAAGGCCGAGAUAAGAGCCAAAAUCAGAGUCGAUUUCCGUGGAAACAGCGAUGACACCAACGACUCAGCAAUCGAUAUGGUCGAAGAAGAGUAUCACAGAAGCCCAGACAGAUACCUUUAUCGACUGCGCUGCGAUGAUUCGCUCCAAAGCUUUUCUGAAGCCAAGGCAAUAGCGAUACAAGGAGAAGAAUCUCUUUUCGAGGAAUGCGAGUGCUGCGCCCUCAAAAGAAUCAAAUAUGAUGAGAAUCAUCAACUGCUAAGGGUAUUGAACUUGAACAAGAAACAAAAAUCUGCUACUGGGUUCAUUUACAAGGGUACGAAAUAUCAACUCAAAGACUUCGUUUAUUUUAUUUCAAAACAUACUUCAAAUUCAAAGGGAUUGCACCCUUACAAUAUUGGUCAAAUACAGAACAUUCGGGUCACCUACUUGAAAGGUCAGCCCAGCGUCAAGUUAACCGUGGAUAAUUACGAACGUUACGACGACCACUUUCGGCUUAAGAGAUCGGAGGAAAUCGAAAUGAACAUCCCGUUUGCAACCCAUGACAAUAGAAGAGUAUUCCGGUGGAAGUCUAAAUUGUUGAAUCCAAAGGAUCUUGACGGCCACUGCUUUGUGAGGCACAUAGAGCAAAUUGAAGAUCUAAACAUUUAUAAAGACCUCGAUGACACAUUCUGGGUUCAGGAAUAUAUCCCUCACGACUUGGAAAAAGAUUCAAUUACGGUCGAAGACUUAGAGCUUAUGCCUAAAGAACAUUUGAAGUUUUCAAAAGGAAAUGAACAGAGGCUCGAGAGAGAGAGAAAGCAAGAAAUGACUAAGAUGGAUGGUCCAAAAUUGAACACUCUGGAUAUUUUCAGUGGCGCAGGCGGAUCAAACCAAGGCUUGCAUGAAAGUGGAGUGAUAGGGACUAGCUAUGCCAUUGAGUCUGAUACCGCAGCCUGUGAGACAUUUGCAAGAAAUUCACCAGAAGCGAAUGUAUACAAUUGCGAUGCAGGCAAGUUUUUAGAAUGGGCGAUGAAGAUUGACGCUGGACUCGUUCAAGGUAUCCCACCUGAUAUAGAUGGGAGGGUUUUUCCCAGAAUGCCCGCAAAAGGAGAUAUCGAUAUGAUUGUUGGAGGACCUCCUUGCCAAGGAUGGAGUAGAGCAAACCGUCAGAAUAACCCUAAAAAGCUACUGAAAAACCCUAUAUGUCCUAUGAGAGAGUCAAUCGCCACUUAUCUCUCUUACCUGGAGUUUUAUAGACCCAAAUAUUGCUUGUUGGAGAAUGUCUCUGGCAUAAAAUACCACCCGCUCAACGGUACUGAUAUUCCGAAUUAUUCAUCUGACAAUGGUUUUUUGACAAGCGGCGCAAUAAAAUUAAUUUUCCGAGUUUUAACAUCUUUAGGAUAUCAAUGUCAACAUGCAACUCUCCAAGCAGGUGCAUAUGGUUCACCGUCUUCCAGAACACGAGUCAUCUUUUGGGGUUCUUUACCAGGGUAUAAGCUUCCGGAUUUUCCUCAAGCAACGCAUAUCUUCAAUGGAAAAGUUCCCAAAAGUUCCCAUCAAGUAAGGAGGUCGGCUCCGCAUCAAUCUGUUACGAUAGGAGAUUGUGUUUCAGAUUUGCUCCCAUUCGAAUGGAAGAAUCCCCACCUGAUUAUGCCCCAAACAGGAUUACAAAGAUUGAGUCAAUUGAAUCGAAAUCCAAGCAUUGCUCAGUAUCCAACUUUGAAAAAAGAGAAGUAUAUCGGUUUGGCCAAACAAAAUUAUGCUUCAGAGCCGUUAUCAGAGUUUCAAAGACGAUUGCGUCCGCGGAAAUCUCUGUCCGAGCAGUUUUUAUACAACCAUGUGACAAGUUGGAGUUCAAGUUUGGACACCGAACGAGUCUGCAACGUUCCGCUCGAAGGUGGAGCCGAUUAUAGGGGUGUUCCUCAGAAGAUUUUGCCAAAGUUUUUGGGAGAAACAACAGCUGAUUCACAGAAAAACAAUGUUCUUCGAAGAGACUACUGCGGAAGAUACGGGAGACAAUCUGUGGAUGACAGCUUCAAAGUACUCACUACGAAGCUUGGUUCUCCUUCAACGACCAAUUUUACUCUUCAUCCUUAUCUACACAGAUUAUACACUGUGACAGAAUUCGCCAGAGCUCAAGGCUUCAAAGAUAACUUUACAUGGGAUAUGGAUAACAUGAAGAUGACCGAUAUACACACUCAAAUUGGAAAUGCUAUGCCACCUACACUUCUACAAGCACUUGGAAACAAACUGCGAAAAGCUUUCCAAGGAAGAGAUAUCAGUAGAGGGAGUGAAGAUGACGAAGAUAUUGUGAAUCAAGAAUCUAUUGCAAUUGAUGACCAAGCCAACCAAGAUUUGGACAUAGUUGAGGAGAUAACGACUCGGAGUGAAACGGAUUCCGAUGAAGAGAUCGACGAUCUUGUAAUCGCACAACUCGAACAAGAAUUCAACCGAAGCACGGACGAUUUAACAGACGCUGGAAACGAGGACGAGAACGAGAAAAAUUCAGACAUAGACGAGAAAGUGUCGGAUGAUAGUGACGUAGAUAUUGACGCAGAUAUGAAAGAUCAAGAAGAUCAAAAGUAUCUUGAGUCCGAGGACGAGGACGGGAAGAAUUGGAGCACAGAUGAGGAAAUUUCAAGUAAGGGUGAUAAUGAUCCUGACUCCAAGGACGAGAACGCGCAGAAUCUGGAUACAGAUGAAGAAAUUUCAAACGAGAGUGAAGUGGAAGUUGAUGAAGACUUGGAAGACCAGGAAGAUCAAGAAAUUCUUGGAUUCGAUGACGAUAGCCAACAGAAUUUAGAUACAGAUGAGGAAGUGUCAGGAAGUGACGUGGAUGUUGAUGGAGAUAUGAAAGACCAAGAAGAUGUAGUACCCGCGGACGAUGAAGAUAUUAAUGAGAAUAUGGACUCGGAAGAAGAAUCUUUGGUCAACACUAAAAUGCAGAGGGAGGAAAGAAUCCAUACUGGAGGAAGCAGGGAUGACGCAAUUGUGAUUGAUGAUUCAGAAUGA
This is a messenger RNA of Botrytis sinoallii, 4053 nucleotides long. RefSeq lists its product as uncharacterized. The coding region runs from base 1 to 4053 and encodes 1350 amino acids. Gene Ontology annotation, molecular function: methyltransferase activity; chromatin binding. The transcript is spliced from 8 exons. Gene Ontology annotation, cellular component: nucleus. Lineage: Eukaryota; Fungi; Ascomycota; Leotiomycetes; Helotiales; Sclerotiniaceae. The record is from RefSeq and is a predicted model, not a curated record.